Molecule: messenger RNA, 1847 nt
Organism: Amborella trichopoda
Lineage: Eukaryota; Viridiplantae; Streptophyta; Magnoliopsida; Amborellales; Amborellaceae
Gene: ATN
Product: cyclin family
Biological process (GO): cytokinesis by cell plate formation; regulation of phragmoplast microtubule organization
Cellular component (GO): microtubule associated complex; preprophase band
Molecular function (GO): microtubule binding
Source: RefSeq, a predicted model, not a curated record
AUGCGCUGGGCCCACUUAAAUACAUUGGAGGCGUCGGGAGCGAAGUUCCAAGUUUUAAAGACGGGAAAAGUAGCCGUUGUGUUCGACUUUGAAUGUUACCGUUGUGGGAUAUAGCGCUUUUUGAGAGGCAAAUCUCUUUUGACUCGCGUAACAAUAUCCUACAUAAAAUGUACGAAGUUAGAGAGAGAGAGAGAGAGAGAGAGAGAAAGAUGAAUCCAUGACAAGAUAUAGAAAGGCGAAAAUCUAUGUUACAGAGGUGUAGAAGUUAGAGAGAGAAAGGUGAAUCCAUGGGGAGAAGAUAGAGAGACAGUGUGUUAGAGAAAGGAAGAGAGGUCUGCAACAUAUCCCUUGUAGGAAUCAAGAAAAUGGUGGCUAAGACUCCUCCAUCCAAGGAAUCUCACCGCCCAAUGGACCAAAUGUCAGCAUUCAACCCAAUUCUUGUGAGAGAAACAGUGAGAAAGGUGGAUAAAGUGAUGGCUCGGCUUCAAGAGCUACAAUACACAGUGACAGGAGGAACAAAGGUGAUAGGAGGGGUUAAUCUCAGCCCUCGCAGCACAAGAGGCUACAUAAGAACCAGCCUCAGAUGCAAGCAAGAAUCGAUCAGGAUCCGUAACACAGCUCUCAGGAAAGCUCCAUGUGCCGAGAUUGAAAGGAACAGCACUGGUGAAUGGAGGAGAAUGUCCCUUCCGGCCAUGUUGGUCGGAGAAACAGUUGGAGAAAUUUUGCAGGCAAGCAAAUUCGCAAAACAAUUGGUUGAUGCCACUCGGGUUCUCUCUAACUCGAAUGAUCCUAAAACUCCAGUGGGCACAAAAACAAAGCCUAAUAAUAAAACCAGAAUCGAAUUGCACACGAGAAGGAAGAAAGAGAAACAAGAGAGAGGAAAACCAGAAGUCCGAGGAUCCCCACCUCUCAGAAGGGCGCGAUCACGCAUCAAUUUCAAGGUUUCAGCUGCUAGUGAGAGACUGAUGGCCUCUAGUGAGAGAGCAGAGGCGUCUAGUGAGAGAAAAGCGGGAGAGAAGAAGGACAAUCAGCAACAGCAUGCGGCCCUUCGAGUUUCGCCAAAACACAAGCCAUGGGCUAGGAAGGCGGUUCUCUUUCCAAACCCACUUUUUCUCUCUUCUCCCUCUUCUCAGAAACCCAAAUUCAUUGGAAAAACCAGAUCGCCAAUUAUAGCUAGAACUUCUUUUGCUUCUCCUUCACAAACGCCCAAGUUCACAGGGAAAACCAGGUCCCCUCCAUUUUCACAAAAACCCAAACUCAUGGGGAAAACCAGGUCCCCUCAUAAAACCAGGUCUCCCCCUCAUAUAUUCGCAAUAAAAUCACCUGAUCCUCCACCUUCAAUGAAAUUUUCAGUGAAGAUCAAGAGCCCACCAUUGAAUAUAGCUAAGAAACCAGGUCAUUCUUCUUUGAAGUCUCCACCUAGUCGAAUGAAUAGAGCAUCGAGGGUUUAUCGGUCGAUUUCUCCAUCAAAUUUGGCCAAAAGAUUGGGUUCGCCAUUGAAGAAAAGAUUGGGUUCGCCAUUGAAGAGUGCUAAACAAAUGCUGGUUGGUAGUCGUAGUUUGAGACAGGGGAGCUCUGUUUCUGAACUGUUAAUGAGAAGAUUUAGUGGAUCAUUCUCAGGUAUUCAAGUGGGUUCUUGAAGAAGCUUUGGUCGUUGAGAACUUGAGAUUGUAACUCUCUCUCUCUCACUCUCAGUAUAUGAUGUUUGCAGAUCAAUAAUUUAUCACUACUUGUGACAUGGAUGGUUUGUGUAAUAUAAGAAGCAUACAUUUAUUAAUAUUGUUACGAUUCUUAAUAAUGCAUUCAGGGCUAUUUAGUGAUAUUCAAGUGAGUUCACAAAGCCUGUU